GAGAAGGGGCGGGACCCGUGGGAGAGAGGCGGAGGUGGGCAGCAGAGACCCGCAGAGUUAGAGAAGGAGCAGGAGACAGCCUGGGCUGAGCGGACCGGCACGGGUGAGGAGGCUUGCAGGAUAAGGAAGCGAACCGCGCGAGAGGAUCAGACCCGGAGGGAUUGCAGGUUCCGAUUUUUGGGUACUCCGGCAGUUGCUCUCCAGCCCCUGCUUCUGAACCUAUGGAUUCUCCAGCUAGCGUUUCCUCCUGUUCUUCCUACUCUCUCUCUUCCUCUUUUUCCACCUCCCCAGUGAACAGUGACUUUGGCCUCCUCUCCGAUAGUGAGGGGGAGGACAAGGAGACCCAUGACCCCAUGUCCGACCCUGUCGGGCAAAGGGGAGGUUCUCGGCCCAGCCCUGGUCCUAUCCGCUGCAAGCAACGGCCCAAGGUUUCCAGCAACCAACAUACAGUAUCUCACUUGGAACAACGGGGCUUGGCCUCUCCUUUGGCAGGAUCUGGGGUCAAAAGAUCAAGAGAUGGUGAAUUACAGCCCAACAUAAACAUCCAGGGUUGUACCACAGAAGGAGACCUGCUUUUUGCUCAGAAGUGUAAAGAGCUUCAAGGAUUCAUUCGCCCUCUCACAGACCUACUGAAUGGGCUGAAGACAGGUCGAUUUGAGAGAGGAUUGAGCAGUUUCCAGCAGAGUGUGGCAAUGGAUAGAAUCCAGCGUAUUGUAGGUGUUUUGCAGAAGCCACAGAUGGGGGAACGUUACCUAGGAACCUUGCUACAGGUAGAAGGGAUGUUAAAGACUUGGUUUCCUCAUAUAGCUGCCCAAAAGUCAUCAUUGGGUAAUAGCAGGCAUCAGCUGACCAAGCAUUUUUCGAGCCACCACAGUUCCUCAGCUGCUUCCUCUCCUGCACCUCCCAUGGAAAAGACGGACCAUACACAGCUAGGACAUCUACUGUUGAAACCAAAGCAGCCUUGGCAUCUCACUGAAUGGCCAACUAUGCACCUGACUUGGAUCCACACCACUCCAAUUUGCAACCCCCCCCUCAGUUCCCCAGGUACCCUUUCCUUUAGCCAUGGUCCUUUAGGCACUGGAGCCAGCAUUGGUGUCAUCCUUUUUGUCCAGCAUGGAGUGCAGCCCUUCACCCACUCUGCCCCAGCCUCUCCAGUUCCACCCACUACAGCGUCUCCUGUCAUCCCUGGUGAUCCUAAGAAACUCUCUGGAGAUGGACCUUAUUGCCACCACUUGCCAGUAACUCUGCCACCAGACUGGGGCUGUACCCAAUCUGGUCCUAGUCUACCCACCAUGGUCAGAGAGAUGACUGUGGGACAGCUAGAACAGUGGAGAAGCCAUCCUCCAGUUGCUCCUGAUGUCCAUUCUCUCAACCCCUAAUCCAGGACUUGAGACUGUGGUUUCCGAUUUGUGUAAAUAUAUGUCUCUGUCAUCUAUUUUUUUUUUUUUUACUUUUAAUGUGUGCAUUUGUGUUGAGAGAAGUCCUUUUUGAUUAAAGAAAUUUUAUACCUAAA
Messenger RNA from Mustela lutreola (European mink), 1513 nucleotides. It is a transcript of the gene CIART, whose product is annotated as circadian associated repressor of transcription. Gene Ontology annotation, cellular component: nucleus. The transcript is spliced from 6 exons. Gene Ontology annotation, molecular function: RNA polymerase II cis-regulatory region sequence-specific DNA binding. Lineage: Eukaryota; Metazoa; Chordata; Mammalia; Carnivora; Mustelidae. Gene Ontology annotation, biological process: negative regulation of DNA-templated transcription; circadian regulation of gene expression. The coding region runs from base 222 to 1379 and encodes 385 amino acids. The record is from RefSeq and is a predicted model, not a curated record.